Molecule: messenger RNA, 1701 nt
Organism: Letharia columbiana
Lineage: Eukaryota; Fungi; Ascomycota; Lecanoromycetes; Lecanorales; Parmeliaceae
Exons: 3
Coding region: 1-1701 (566 amino acids)
Source: RefSeq, a predicted model, not a curated record
AUGUACCUGUUCAAGUGCCUUGCAGGGCUAUCUGCUGUACUUCUAGGUGUCGCUGCUCUUCCGCAACCCAUACCUGCGCCCACACCGGCCGCACUAUACGAUAUAGUCGAAAGAGCACCGGAGCCAACGCUUGAACCGAGGCAAGGUGCUGGCUGUAUUUUCCAGACCACUACGUUAGCCGCAACUCCAACAAGCACCAUAACAGAUUGCGUCUGUGGCAGUACUUUAAUAGCGGGUAUCAAUUUUGCCGUUUCGGGCACUGCGACAACAUCCUAUUGUGCCACUGGGACAGCACCACCUACGGGAUUCACUCAAGUCCCGUAUGGUCCCGGUGCUCCUGCCUGGGCAACAGACCUUGAUCCUGCUGCACCUUGUGCCGAUCCCACAAUUCCGGACGCCUCUUGCUGGGAGGCUCUCGACUUGACGGGAUACAUCAACUGGUGGUGGCCAGCCAAUAACGCUUCUUGCGGUACACUGGGCUUCGCUGAUUGUUACUAUGCUCGCGCGAUCCCAAAGUACUCGCCGUCAACUUGCGCUCAGAUCAAUGAAGAUUCCGGAUGUCGAGAACCGGCCUGGGGAGAUUUCCAAGGACUAUGGAAUGCGCAACGAGCAUUUUACGUGGCUUGGAACAUCUGGAAUCUCAACGGUCUUUUUGCCAACUAUUACCAAGCGAUCUUCAAUGCUCAGAGUACUGUGACCAACGAGUUACAAACUAUCAUCGAUACCAUCGACCCAGUGCAAACGGUUAACGCUGCACUCGAUGACAUCUUGACCGCGCUGACUGUCGGCUUGGCCUUUAUCCCCGGAUUCGGAGGCGCCCUCAUCAAAGGCAUCAUCAUUGCCGCACAACAAGCCCCCGGUGUAGCCAAAUACAUCUUCCCUACCGGCACCUCCGACUCAGAGACCUUUGACUUCAAGCAAAUCAGCGCGAGUCUCGGCACCCUAGUCACCCAAUUCAAAACCAACUACGUGGCCGCCCUCGCUGAAGCCGAAAACGACCUCACCAGCUUCCUCGCCUUCGUCGAGAAUACCCCCCUGUCGGGCGAAAUCCCCGACCUCAACUCAGUAGUCGAUCAAUGCCUCACCUCUCUCUACACCUACGUCAUAUCGCAAGCCUACCAAGUCAGCAACGUCAUCAUCACCCGCCAGAUCGACACCGAUGUCAACGCCCUCUCCAGCAACGGCACUGCUCUCAACUGGGACACGGGCUGCGGCAAGGGUUACGGCCAGUACGGCGAGUGCUCGACCUUCUGGUACGACCCGGCCACCAGCAUCACCUACGCGCUCUACGAUACGCAGACCCAGACCAAGGACUUCAACACCGAGUACCAGUAUUUCUUCAACGGGUACUCGACCGGCGAGAUCCUUCUCAAAGGCGCCGACCUCUGCGCGCAGGCGUCGCACUCGACGCAGGGCAGUCAGGCCAUCGUGGAUACUUCGCCCGGCGGCUCGACGACGUACUGCCUGAGCAACAUGCAAGUCUGCACCUGGGAUCUGACCGAGAUCAACACGCAGCCCAAUCCAUUCACGGACUGUGCGUCGAAAGUCGCGCCCAAGUUUUACGGCCAGGCGUGUUCGGACGGGACGGGAGACUUUGGCGGAGGCGCGGCGCCGGUUUGCUAUUUGGGGUGGGGUCUGCUGGAUAAUCAGAAUUACAAGAAUUCGGACCAUGAGUUCUGCGUCGCGUAUGGCGGUGGAUGA